Messenger RNA from Schizophyllum commune H4-8, 1933 nucleotides. RefSeq lists its product as uncharacterized. The record is from RefSeq and is a predicted model, not a curated record. NCBI's taxonomy places the organism in Eukaryota, Fungi, Basidiomycota, Agaricomycetes, Agaricales, Schizophyllaceae. The transcript has 2 exons. The coding region runs from base 47 to 1690 and encodes 547 amino acids.
UCCUUCCACAUCGACGAGCGUCUACGCUGGCCUUACAACUGGCAGGAUGGAUUGCAAACGAUUCAGUUCUGACGAUAUAUGGCGACUGAGGGACGGCAUAUCGCGUCUCACCGCGCUCAUUGAAAGUAAAGGAGGGCCAGUCCAGGCAACUCCAGAUGCAGGCGCACAGCUCGUCUUGGACACUGCAGCCCUGCGUAGCAAUCACGAUCUCCUCCGCGCAGGUGUCGUACCCGACGCACGAGGCGAGCAAGACAUCACGGACGAUCUACGCGCCAUAGGACGUCUCCGAGAACGCAAUUUGUCCGACAUCGUGUCGCUGUGCUCUAGACUGGCGCAGAUAGUCCAUCAAGAAGCGCAGAGUAGAAACCAGGAAGCUCUCAGCGCCGCCAUGCUUUCCCCCAUCCGCCGCCUCCCCCCUGAAAUCCUGUCCGUCGUAUUCGAGUUCGCUCUCACGGAAAAGUGGAAGCGCAACUGCAUAGGGCAUUCGUCUCUAAACGUUGCCAAAGUCUGCUCGAUCUGGCGCGCGACCGCUUUGAGUACACCUCAGCUCUGGAAAUACAUCAACAUCGACAUUCUAUUGCUGAUCAACCACCCCUGGAAAAAGGCAAUAGAAACACAUCUGCUGCGCUCCAGGGAGAUACCUCUCUCCAUACGCCUGAGCUUUUAUUCGAUCAAUAGCGUCCCCGCCUCCCUGCAGCAGGUCUGGGUCUUGCUCUGCGCGCAGUCGCACCGAUGGGAGAGCUUGACUGUCAACACCAUCCCGGCUUGCUUUGCUAAGCACCCCUGGCCCGACCACUUCCCAACUUUAUCACACCUGCACUACCUCCAUGCCUCAGUUGAUGAGACAGCGGAUUUCGGCACCCUCGCGGACGCGCCUAUCACAUCGCUGCGGCUCGAGAUGUCGAAACCACCGCGCUAUGUCCCGCUCCAGCUCCCUGCAUCCUGGCGCAUCAGCAGACUGGAGAUCGAGUGUAGCAGCAUGCACAGCGUUGGCCUCGCUCGUUAUUUGCCCAUCAUCUCCAAUUGCAGUACGUCUCUACGUUACCUCGGAGUUUCUGCGAGUCAGUGGGUUUACGCUCACUCCGCCACACUCGAGAGCACAGAACUUUCCUUCCUCGAGCAUCUGAAAGCAUCCGGGAACGGAAUGCGGGUCUGCCAGGUCUUCACCAUGCCAAAUCUCAAAUCGGCCUCUCUUUGUGGCUACGCGUCGUCCGCCCGCAGGUACGACCCGUGUUUUCUGAGCUACUUCGCCAAUAUGUUGCGCUCGUCGUCCAUGGGUGGGCAGCUUCAGUCCCUCACGCUCACCAGCCUCGCUGGCGUGUGGCGUAUUCUUGAAGAAUGCCUCGACCUUCUUCCUGCCCUCUUGCAUCUUCGCAUCGAGAAAGCCCCAUACAUCCGCUAUUACAACCCUGUCGACAUCAUUUCGCGGUCCCUCAUAUCUAUCCUUGUACGCGACCCAGGCAGUGGUCGGUCGAUGGCACGUCUACCGAUGCUCACUCAUCUCGUCAUGAAGUUCAGGAGCGCACGAGGGUCUCCAAUGGGUGCUAGCAAAGUUGCGCUCGUGAGGGAAGUCGUUGCGUCGAGAUCGCAGGGGUGCGUGUAUGAGGGCACAGAAUUGGCGUGUCUCGAGCGCUUCGAGACCGACAUUCCUAGUGACUGGACGCUCCCGAUGUCCGCCGAUGUUGUAUGAGCAGGCCAUGUAUGCUUUCCACUGUGCUUCUUCAAUCGCGUUAGCACUGAACGGGACGUUCAACCAAUGCUCUUCUGCGUCCAUGGCGAUUGUCUUCUUUUCUAGCAGUUUCGUCCUUCCAAAAUCAUUCGUCAUUGCUGUUACCUCCUUUACAUCGCGUAUGCAAUCCAGUAUCUUGAAGUUAUCCAAAGGCGGGUAUAUUCUCCCAUUGACAAUGAGCAGACACAAAUAUUUGCCUGCCGC